This is a messenger RNA of Lactuca sativa (garden lettuce), 1077 nucleotides long. RefSeq names its product protein FAR-RED IMPAIRED RESPONSE 1. The record is from RefSeq and is a predicted model, not a curated record. NCBI's taxonomy places the organism in Eukaryota, Viridiplantae, Streptophyta, Magnoliopsida, Asterales, Asteraceae. Gene Ontology annotation, molecular function: zinc ion binding.
AUGUAUGUGGCAUAUAAUGAAAAAGUUGAAAAAAAGAUAUCAGAUGAUUUAUUUACUAACACAGACUUUAGAAAAAGGUUUUCAAAGCUUGUUUGGGACAUUAAUAUGAAACCUGAUGUUUUUGACGUAAAGUGGGGUUUGCUUAUGAAGGAAUUCAAUCUUGAAGACACAAGAUGGUUUAAAGACAUGUUUACAAUACAAAGUGGGAACUUACUUUUGAGUUUCAUGAUGAAUUACGACACUGGCAUUCAAAAGCAAAGGAAUACUCAACGAGAUCUUGAUAAGGCAUCAAAGAAAGCAUCAUAUAAAAUGCAAACACCUCAAGAAAUAGAACUGCAAGCAUCAAAGGUUUAUACAAAUGGUUGGGAAGUUUACAUUGUGCAGCACAACAACAGUAAAAGUGAUUUUAAAAAUGAAUUGAAGGUUGAAAUAAAAGCUGAAGAAAAAGAAAUAAAUUGUAGUUGUGAACAUUUUAAGCGUAUGGGUGUUUUAUGCAAACAUGCUUUUACAAUAAUGAUGAGAUGUGGUGUUAAAGAAAUUCCUGAAAGGUACAUUUUGAAGAGAUGGAGAAAGGAUGUAAUAUCAAGAAAUUAUCGUUUUAGUUCUGUUCAAUCCGAUUCAGGUGAUUGUGAGAAUGUAAAGCUAGCCAAUGAUUCAUAUUAUAGUUUUGAAUCAUGUUUGGAUAUUGUAAGAGAUGACAAAAAGAUAUUGGCUUUGUUUGCUGAGAAGCAACAAAUGUUGUUGAAGGAAUUUGAGAGUUAUUAUAUUUCUCCUGGAUUGAAAAGCAACACAGAUGGUGAAGUUGUAUGCAAGCUUUUGGGUGUUACUAUUCCUAUUCCAGAAGAGAUUAAUAUUCAUGAUCCUGAAGUUCAAAGCAAUAAAGGUUCUGGAAUCAAGAAAAGAAUUCCAAGUGCAGGUGAAGUAGCAUAUGAAAAUUCUAAAAAAGAACAUAGAAUGUGUUUAGGAUGUGGAAAACGAGUUCCACACAAUUUACUUACUUGUCCAGAAAGAGUUGGAGCUGCUAAAUCAGCAAAAAGACAGGGAUUUUUUAGUGUUUUUUUAUGUUUUUUGGUUUAA